UAACAAACCACUCGGUGAAUAAAAUCUCAAGAAUUAAAUUGUUAUUAUAGGACCUUUGAAUGAACAUCUGAAUGAAUUCCAUUUCCACGUGUUUUCGUCGUCCAGAACCUAUGAAGUAGGAUCUGUAACUUAAUUGCAUGCCUACUUCUUGGGAGAGGAAGCUACGCAUGCCUAGCUCUUUUUCGGAUAUUUGAUUUAUUUUCAUUUGGUGGUGGUUUUUGCAUAGAUGCACUUUUAGAAAUGUGGAGGGGCCCUGGAACUCCAGCUGAUUCCUUCUACGAGGUCCGUCCUGAAUGCACAGAUGUUCCCAAGACCAAGUUUAGAAUCAAGGUGGGGAAAACGCUAAGUCCAAGGAAAUGGCAUGCUACAUUUAGUCAGGAAGGUUAUCUAGAUAUUGGCAAAACACUUAGCCGAAUUCAUCGCGGGGGAAUACAUCCUUCAAUUAGAGGUGAAGUUUGGGAAUUUUUACUGGGUUGCUUUGAUCCAAAAAGCUCAUAUGCAGAACGAAAUGAGAUAAGGGAUCAUAGAAGGGCACAGUAUGGUGUACUGAAAGAAGAAUGCCACCAAAUCUUUUCCUUGAUAGGAAGUGGCAAAUUUGUAACUGCGCCUAUAAUCACGGAGAAUGGUGACCCUAUUCUAGAUCCAAUAGUACUUCAGCAAACUGGGAAUAGCGAUCCAAACAAUUCAGAUAUGGUGAAGGAAACCGAUCCAAGAAUAAUUCAAUGGAAACUGACAUUGCACCAGAUAGGUCUGGAUGUGGUUCGGACUGACAGGACACUAGUGUUUUAUGAGAAACAAGAGAACCUUGCAAAACUUUGGGACAUUCUGGCUGUUUAUGCCUGGUUUGAUAGAGAUGUUGGUUAUUGUCAAGGAAUGAGUGACCUUUGCUCCCCCAUGAUAAUUCUCCUCGACAAUGAAGGAGAUGCAUUUUGGUGCUUUCAACACUUAAUGCGCAGACUGCGAGGGAAUUUCAGAUGCACGGAUAAAUCUGUUGGAGUAGAAACACAACUUACUAAUCUGGCUUCUGUCACCCAAAUUAUUGAUCCUAAACUCCAUCAGCACUUAGAGACAUUGGGUGGAGGUGAUUACCUCUUUGCUUUUAGAAUGCUUAUGGUAUUAUUCCGUCGAGAAUUUUCUUUUGGAGACUCACUGUAUCUAUGGGAGAUGAUGUGGGCUUUGGAGUAUGACCCUAAUUUGUUUUUGUCAUAUGAAGACCCCGACUCUUCUACAGAAAUAUCUGAAGGCUCUAAAGGGAAACCAAAGGCAAUUUACCAAUGUGGAAAAUAUGAGAGAGAGUACCUAAAAAAUGCUGGAAAAAGUAAAGAACCUCCCCUCCCUAUAUCAGUGUUCCUUGUAGCGAAUGUGCUCAAAGAGAAAAGUCCCAAGUUGUUGAGCGAAGCUCGAGGACUGGAUGAUGUUGUCAAGAUAUUAAAUGACGUAACGGGCAACUUAGAUGCCAGAAAGGCAUGCACUGGUGCUUUGAAACUUCAUAAGAAGUACCUAAAGAAGGCUGCUGCUAAGAAAGUGUGAAAAAAAGAGGAACUCUUGGAUCUCCAGAUUACGGAGUGGAUUUUGGCAUCCCCAACAUUCUUUAUGUGACUUUUUAUUUGGUGAGUUAUAUGUCCAAUAGUCAUUGGACACUUGAUCUGUACACUUCUUUUUU
Molecule: messenger RNA, 1663 nt
Organism: Cuscuta epithymum
Lineage: Eukaryota; Viridiplantae; Streptophyta; Magnoliopsida; Solanales; Convolvulaceae
Source: the annotation of a GenBank genome assembly